Bursaphelenchus xylophilus (pine wood nematode) is the source of this 1796-nucleotide messenger RNA. The record is from the annotation of a GenBank genome assembly. NCBI's taxonomy places the organism in Eukaryota, Metazoa, Nematoda, Chromadorea, Rhabditida, Aphelenchoididae.
AUGAAGUUUAUGAUCGUUCUACUGUGCCUGCUGAUCGGAGCUCAAGGUGAGAAACGUUUUAUAUUAUCCAUGACAAAAGGUGGAGUUUUAUAAACAUUUUAGUGUAUUUGAUGGGAAAUUGAUGCUCAGAUUAAUGUAGAAGUCUAAUAUGGUCGAUUUUUAGCCGAAUUGCACAUCAGAGCCCGUCGCGAUUGGUUUAGUGACAUUAAAAACAGUGUUGCCGAUGCCGGGAAAACGGUCUUCAAUGGGGCCAAGGACGUCAUCGAGAACCCAGGAGAGCAUCUAGGUAGGCAGAGUGAAGUCUGGCCGUGAAGUGUUACACCAUUCUGAUAACAAUUCUGGCACUUUAACAAUUUUAGAAAAAGCCGGAACAGCAAUCAAAGAAGGUGCUGAGAAGGUCGGAGAAGUGGCUGCAGGUGCUGGGGAGACCGUUUAUAAUGGAGCCAAGGAUGUCGUCGAGCAUCCACAGGAAAAUCUCGGUAAAUGAAGUGGAUUUGCGAAGGUUUGGGGCCAUUUUUUAUAUUACACUAGGAUUUUUGGAGGAAAGAUUGCACGAAGUUAUGGAUUUUGAUGUGUAUCACUAUAAUUCCAUUAUCUACUAUGAGAAAACAGUUCUACAUGUGUUUUUACCCACAAUUCCGCCUUCAAUUUUUUCUGAUCACACCUAAAUUAACAUCGUUUUAGAAAAAGCCGGCGCCGCCAUCAAAGAAGGAGCCUCGGAUGUGGCUACAGGGAUCAAGAACACUGCUGAGAAGGGAUACGAAAGCGGGAAAGCGUUUAUCAACAAUGAGGGUGAGAAUCUUUCUGUUCAUUCUGAUGCCUCGGGCAUCAGAUAUGUCAUGUUUAAUGUCCUCAUGAUGAUGGUUAUGGGGUACAUCAUCUUAUAGCUUCAUGAUUCAUUGAGUCUUCAAUGAUUAGAUUGUUAUAAUUUUUUUCAUAACGCUAAAUUUUUGGUCUAAAACAAUGACGUCACUUUUUUAUUUUAAAAGAUUUGCAUAUUCAAAUUACAUCUCACGAGAUUGCUCAUAGUAUCCCAUCGAAAUAUAUGUCAUAACCCAGCCCUGUAUCAAAUUGCUAACAGAUAUCCUCACAUUUUUGUAUUACUUUACGUGUCCAUUGUCAAAUUGUCCGUCCAUUUGUUAAAAAUUUAGACUAAAAAACGAAUAAAUGUGAAAGCCGACGUCCUCUUACUAUGCUUUACGUGUUUAGAGAACCAAGAGAAACUGUCCCAGGCCUUGGAUGACACCUCAAAUUUCUUCAAGGGGCUUUGGACUCAGAUCAGUAAGUGGAAUUUGGUUUAGAUCGCUUUUUUGUUGCUUUAAGAUCAAUUUUAGUUAGCUUUAUGACUGUUCAGAGUAUUUUCAAAGGUCUAAGGCGUGAUUAUAUUAAUUUCUAUGCUUUUUUUGAGAUUUUAAACUCAAAUUUUUAUUUUUCCGCCAAACUUUACUCUUUUAAUCCGGAAAAGGAAGAUUUGAUCAUUGAGUUUGGUUAUUAAUGGCGUGGAAAGCCUUCAGAUAUAUUUUGGUCCUUGUUGGGACAUGUUUAAGUUUUGCUAUAUCAUCUAUGAGUAUUUUCUCAUUUUUCGUAGGAAAAAGGUUGCACCUUUAGGUUUAGCAAUAGCUUACAAUAGACUUCUUGCUUUGCUAUACCUGUGUUUGCUUUUAGAAUCCUCGGUUUCCGAAGCCUUAUCCGGCCCCGGCGACCGCAAACUCGGGGCGACCCAUGAAGGUACGGUCUACGAAAUCCACUCCUAAGCCGCUUUCUUUCGUUUAGAAGUCAGCAUUUUCACCCUCUGA